Molecule: messenger RNA, 3011 nt
Organism: Sesamum indicum (sesame)
Lineage: Eukaryota; Viridiplantae; Streptophyta; Magnoliopsida; Lamiales; Pedaliaceae
Source: RefSeq, a predicted model, not a curated record
GCAAGGCUCUGUUGCAUACUCUCAUCCCAUCCCAUGAUUUGCCUUUUUCCCACCUGACACUCUUGCUCUCACAAACGCACUCACACAGAAUCGCCUAAAAGCCUCUCAUUCUCUCUCUCUCUCUCUCAUCCUUUUUGUGUUUGUCUGCGGAAUUUCCUCUAUCGUAAUCUCCACUGAAAUCCUGGGCCUUGAAUUCGUUUUCAGAUAAUCUUUUCUCAGGUGAAGAAAAGAUCUGGUGUAGGAUGUUUCGAAGUUGGAGGCAUGUGUGCUCAACUAGCAAUUAGAAAGAGUAAUAACACCGGGUGUGAGUGAUGGGAGCCUCAAAUUCUAGAUUGGAGGAAGACAAGGGCCUGCAGCUCUGUCGAGCACGGAAGAAAUUUAUCAAACAAGCACUCAAUGGCAGGUGUUCUCUUGCAGCAGCUCAUAUUGCUUAUAUAGAGGAACUGAAAAUUAUAGGGGCUGCUUUAAGGAGAUUUGUUGGACCUGAUGGUCAAGUUGAAGCUUUUGUCCAUCCGUUGAGAAGUGCUACUCCUGAGGCACAUGCUUUGGUUGAGAAAUCUGUCUCCCGGUUAUCUUUUUCAUCUCGAUCCCCAUCACAAAAUGUGGAUGCAACUGCAAAUAUGUCGCUGUCUCCUUCAUCCAAAGUCUCGACUCAGUACCACUCUCAUCCUAUGAAAUAUAAUGGUUCAUUUUCUAGGAAAGUUGAAGAGAAGCCUUCAGUGCCUGUUACAGUAUCGUCUUCUGAAACUCCUCCGGUCCCAUCGGAAGCCCCACCAUGGGAUUAUUUUGGUCUUUUCCAGCCGGUGGAGGAUCAUUUUUCUUCGCAAGAAAGGAUGGGAUUUGACCAGGGUUCAGAGGGCUCUGAUGAGAUUAGGGAAGCGGAGGGAAUUCCUGAACUGGAAGAAGUAGAAGAGAAGUCCUCUCCUGGAAUAGAGGAAUCUCAGGAUUCAGAAGAUGAGUUUGAUGAACCCUCUUCAGCUUCACUUGUUCGGAGUUUUAGAAACGUUAACACCACAGCAGAAAAUAUCGUCAAUGGUGAUUCACCCGCUAAUACCAACUUUUCAAGUUUAGAAAAUGUGAACAAGGCAAAGGAUAAUGUUGUCACCGGCCAGUCGCCUGUUAGGUCCUCGGAAAGUAUAAUAUCUGAUAGGAAGAAAAACAGUGCUUCUAAUUUAUCACCACGUGGAGCUGCUUCCUCAAGACUUGUGCAUUUGGAUGACAUGAAGGUUACAGCAAACGGUGAAAGUGAAGCUGAAGAUAAGGUUGCACCUAAGGACUUCGUUUCUGGCAUCAAUGACAUUGAACAACUUUUUUUCAAAGCUUCUGAAUCUGGAAAAGAACUUCCCCGGAUGCUUGAAGCAAAUAAAUUCCAUUUCCGGCCAGUUUUCCCUGGAAAAGAAAGUGGAUCAAAAAGCUUAUCAUUACUAAGAUCUUGUUUCUCUUGUGGGAAGGAUCCAAGUGAGGUUCAACAACGUACAUCUAUACGUGUCAACAUGUUUACGGGCGAAUUUUCAGAGCCUGCUCGAAAUUCCGCCCAGUACUUAGCUUGGCACCGGGCGGAGUCAUCUCUUUCUGCUUCAUCUCAGAAUCCUCUUGUUACGAACUCGACUGAUGAUGUUGAUAAUCCUAAUGGCAAUCUGUUCGACAACUUCUGUAUGGUCUCCGGGAGUCAUGCCUCAACCUUAGACAGGCUUUAUGCGUGGGAGAAGAAGCUUUAUGACGAAGUUAAGGCUGGUCAGGUACUCAGAAAUAAUUUCGACCGGAAGUGCAAGCUUCUUCGACGGAAAGAAUCACGAGGAGAGAAUGCGGAGAAAACACGUGCUGCAGUCAAAGAUCUACACUCAAGAAUCCGCGUUGCUAUUCAUAGAAUUGACUCGAUUUCAAGAAAAAUUGAAGAAAUCAGAGAUACAGAGCUUCAACCGCAGCUUGAGGAGUUAAUCGAAGGAUUAAGGCGGAUGUGGGAGACAAUGCUGGAAGCCCACAAGCUUCAGUUUCACAUCAUAUCAAUAUCUCAUGCCCCUGGUAACACACAAAUGAAAAUUCAUUCGGACGCACAAAAACAGAUCACCGUCCAGCUCGGGAACGAGCUCAACUCUUUGUCAUCCAUCUUCACAAAAUGGAUCAGCACGCAGAAAAUAUACGUCGAAUCCAUCGAUAAGUGGCUCUUCAAGUGCGUGUCAGUCACACAGAACCCGUCCAAGAGGAGGAACAAACGGAUGAGACCUCCGCCCAUAAGAAACUGUGGUCCUCCCAUAUACAUGAUCUGUGGUGCCUGGUUGGAGAUGAUCGAUGAAUUGCCUAGUAAACAAGUCAUUGCUUCAACGAAGGAGUUGGCUGCAGAAGUCUCUCUCUUUCUGCCCCGGCAAGACAAGAACCAGGGUAGAGCUGGGAAUGACUCUCAGACAACAUCUUCGGCUGCUGGAACGAUCCAUGAUCCUAGUAUCAGUAUGCUGAGAGACGAGGUCUCCGAGGACCGGAUGCCUCGUUUUCGGGCAAGCUUGGCAGGAUUUCUUGGCCAGUUGAACAACUUUGCUGAGUGUUGUCUGAAGAUGUUUACUGAACUGCAGAAGGGCAUCCAAGAAUCAAAGAGUAACUAUGAACAGUUCAAGGCCCAAAGGUCACAGGUCUUGGUGUAAAUGUUACAGGUUAUGGGUUGGAAAAGGCUGCUGAUGAUAUGAAUAAUAAUGGAGAAUUAAGGUAUAGAGUGAUAAAUUAUUUAGGGGAUAAAUUAAAGGGAUAAUUACAUUAAUAUCCACUUAAUUUUGGUCAAAUUAUAAAAAAAUAUUUCUAUUAUUUGAACAAUUAUGCUGACACUCCUCUAACUGACAUUUUCGUUAUUAAUGUAAUAAAAUCAGUUCCAGAGCUCAUCUUUGUAGUGAAGAUACUAUUGAGAAGGGGUGCCAGUGUAAUUAUUUGAAUAAUUAAAUAUUUUUGUAAUUUGAUCAUAGUUGAGGAAUGUGAAAGUAACUAUUUGUAAUAAAAUUUGUAGCUUAAGCCGUUCUCCAUGUAUA